Molecule: messenger RNA, 363 nt
Organism: Zymoseptoria tritici IPO323
Lineage: Eukaryota; Fungi; Ascomycota; Dothideomycetes; Mycosphaerellales; Mycosphaerellaceae
Exons: 6
Coding region: 1-363 (120 amino acids)
Source: RefSeq, a predicted model, not a curated record
AUGAGGCCUGACCCAGGGACAUUGACACACACGGGCCUCUGUUACAUCCUCUCCACAGCCGUCGCUCUCGGCAUAGGCGUUGCUGCGAGAGACGACCCUCACCUCUACUGCCUCUGUCAAUACGGGUACCACGACUAUGCCUCAGCUGAGUCCGGAAUAACCCAAAAAGUCUGCGGCGAGUACGACCCUCCUGGGACUGUCGAAUACUUCAAGGAUUCCCCCGACGCCGGUGUCCCGUACUGCAAGGCGGCUGACGGGUACUUCCACACUUGUGACAGUUUCCUGAAACAGUGCAACGCGCAAGGCGCUGGCGGCGGUUGCAAUUGCUGGGUAAGCACACGGGUACAAUUAGGACGUUUUUAG